This is a messenger RNA of Anopheles aquasalis, 2491 nucleotides long. RefSeq names its product claudin family member sinuous (gene sinu). Lineage: Eukaryota; Metazoa; Arthropoda; Insecta; Diptera; Culicidae. Gene Ontology annotation, cellular component: septate junction; membrane. The record is from RefSeq and is a predicted model, not a curated record. Gene Ontology annotation, biological process: regulation of tube size, open tracheal system; septate junction assembly.
AGAAAACUGAAAAGAAGGAAACGAAAGAUAGCGGUGGAAAAUUAAUCACAUUGUGGCCCGGUUGAUCAUGAUCAUGAUGCGUGUCCUUAAUGUUUUAGAAUCCUGCGGGGACAACCGCAAGGUUAAAUGACACGACCCGAGCAGGCAAUGCAACACGAGGCGCACCCUCUGUUUACGUGCAGCGAAGCAUUGCGCAACGGAAGCUAAUCGCUACACGAUCUAGGCGACCACUGGCCUCCUCGGGAUCGGUACGCGAUCGAGCUCCGGGAAAACACGCUAACGCACCCGUGAUGUGGUUUGGUGUAGAACCCGGGAAAGGGAAGGUGAUAAAUGUGUGUGACCCGGGUGUGGGACAUGGUAAAAUGGUUUUGCGGUCACCAUAAUAGUGAGAACAAUGCCAAGCACGUAUGUACAGCCACGAUAUGUGGGCCUUCUCUAGUGAUCCUCACAUUCGUGAUCAAGCCCGGGUGAGUGUGGCGCGUGGCCUCUAGCGUGGACUAGGCGUGUGUUUGACUGAAAAAAAAAGAAAACGUCUUAAUUGCGUUCCGCAAUUGCGGGGAAACAAUGGGAGACAAUUUCUGGGACAGCGGCGUACAACACAGAGAAGGACACGACCGAUGCCCCGCGAGAUAUGAUUUCUUCUCCACCGCAGAACGCAGUCCAGUGAAUAGAGACACCAGCUUCAAGGAUACAGUAGGCGAGAGGUUAGGCGUAGUGUUUCUUAUCGGUGGCCUUCUGAGAUUGGUAAUUCAAUUGAGACUUAACCACCGGAACCACCGGGGAACUGUUCUCCGUUUCCGUUUCCCCUUGUCCGAUCGUUCGUCCGGCGCCAGUGUCGCGUUCGCGCGCAAGAUAAUCGCAACAAUUUGACCUUGCAACGAUGAAGCGACGAUCACUGUCCGGUAACUGCGGUGUGGGGGUGUUUGUGAUCGCUCUCGUGACGGUGCUAGUCGCAUUCGCGACUCCGAGCUGGCUUGUGAGCGAUUAUCGCAUCACCGGGGCAAAGCUGGAUCGGCUCGGUCUAUGGACACAUUGCUUCCGAUCACUGCCGGACGUCAACGAUGACUACCAGCGCCGGUUCUUCGUCGGUUGUCGCUGGGUCUAUGAUCCGUUCACCACCGGUUACGACGAGAUCCGCGGAUUCCUCAUACCACCUUUUAUGGUAGCAACGCAGUUCUUUUACACUCUCUGUGCCAUUGGUGUCAUACUGGCGAUGGUGCUGGUGCUGCUGUACUUCCUAUGCGCCGGUCCAGAUCAGAAGUUUUUCGUCAAACUCAUUAAGGCUAUCAGCUACAUUACCCUGGCAGCGUCCGUUUGCGGUAGCAUAGGAGUGAUCGUCUUUGCCUGCUUCGGUAACAAGGAUAAGUGGAUGCCGGAGCAUGCCAACAAUUGGUUCGGUUGGUCCUUCAUUCUUGCCUGCAUCGGUGUCGUCGCGUGUGGCGUAACGUCUUCCCUGUUCUUUGCCGAAGCACACGUGCAGGCCCGAAAACGAAGGCAAUUAAAAGAAUCGCAAACCCAGUUCCAGAUGGAUAGUGAAUCGAAGGCUUAAAGAGACGAAUGAGAUAUUGGGCCGAAGCAAAACGAGGCCUGCGUUGCGGUGCCGCGCAGUAUAGGCGGCCGGCACAUUUUGUACUGUACAAUUGGCACUUUUUGUACAUCAUUCAAAGCACAGCGCGUCGCGAUUACGAUUUGCACAUCCCAACGAUUCGAAUCAACGCCGUUAUCCAUAAGAAGGGCAGCUGUUAACAUCGGGUUAGAUGUUUCAACUAGCAGUUUUAUGGCUUCACGAAGAAACGUCGUUUGCGAUAGCUUAUAAGAUACCAUUUUAAGGCAAUCUCAAUCAGCUGGCCGUCCACGAAAGUGCAGCAGAGUAGUUUUAAGCUGGAUUUCCGCAUUACUUCUUAAUGUCACAAAUCUUGGAAACCCUUCCGUCCACCUUUAGUUGUACUGUACUUUCAUUUCAUUUUAAUCGAGGAAAAACAAUAUCCACUCUUGAGCGUGGUGAAUGGAUGCUUUUAAUUAUUUUAAUUUCCUUAUCGUUAACAUUCCACAGAAACAACUGCAUACCAUUUUAUAACUGUUUGGACACUUUUUUACUACCAUCUUUGCUGAUAGGAGCUCAGCUUUCCUAUUUUUUUUUAAAAUAUUUUAUUGUUACGAUCGGUGACCGUACAGUGCCUCUAAAUGCUGCCUUAAAUAAGAUACAUAUCGAGUGGGCAUGAUGCAGGCUUAUCAAUCGUAUGUUCGAUUUCGUGUCGACGAUUCAAGGCUUGACUCCUGAACCAGUUUGUGCACACAAAAUCCAUUUUAGAUACAACGAACGUGAAACAGCAAUGGCCUUAAAUCAUAUCAUCCAAAUCCCCUGCAAAGAGCAACUUUACAAUCAAAUUCGUUAGUCAUUGAUUGACGGCAACAUAUGAAAUGGAAUGUGUUCAGAGGCGGGUGUUUUUAAUCAUAAAUGAGAAAUAUUGACAAAUAUACUUAUAAAAAC